AUGGAAGACGACGGGAUUUUGUUGAACUUUGCAGCACCAUCGGCUGCCAGCACGAAAAAGGCGGUCUCCAAAGUUACUGGUGGUAAAUGGAAAGAUCGUAGAAAAUUGCAGCUUUCGCUUCAAGGUAGAGGUAGAGGAAGCAACAAGGAAAAGUCUGUAGCAAGUGGAGUUAAUAAUACCAAACUUGAAAAAAAGAGGCCCCAAACAGGAGAUGCAUCUGCUCCAGGACCAAAAAAGAGACAUACUACAAGUACAGGGGGUCCUUCUCUGAGAUCAAUCAAGUUUGCAGAAUCAGGUGGAGAAUCUGGAGGAAAGAACAAUUCAUAUGUUUCAUCUCUUUUCACCUCCAAUGAAGAGUCCAAGCUCCUGGCUCAAGAUAACAACAAUGAGAAGUCAACAGAGGCUGCCUCUAAUGCUCCUUUGGAUACCAAUUCAUUUGACGGACUUGGAUUAAACACCAGAUUGGCUUCUCAUUUGGCUGAGUCUCUUCGUUUCAAGCACCCUACCAAAGUGCAACAAGCAGUGAUCCCCAAAUUGGCUCUUAAUGCCGUAACUAGAGAUUUGUUUGUGAAGGCACAAACUGGUUCUGGUAAAACACUUUCAUUUUUGUUACCUCUCUUCCAUAAGCUCAUGACUACCCCAGAAGCUAACCGUAUCAAUAGAGAGCUGGGGUUAUUUGCCAUUAUCUUGGUCCCUACCAGAGAAUUAGCCACUCAAAUCUAUGGGGUCAUGGAGUCAUUAACCCGUUGCUACCAUCAUAUAGUUCCUGGUAUUGUUAUUGGUGGAGAGAAGAAGAAAUCUGAAAAGGCUAGGUUAAGAAAGGGUGUGAACAUACUCGUAGCCACACCUGGUCGUUUGGCUGAUCAUAUGGAGAACACAGAAACUUUCAAUGUCAGCCAACUAAGAUGGCUAAUCUUAGAUGAAGGUGAUAAGUUAAUGGAAUUGGGAUUCGAAGAGACAAUCACUAAGAUUAUCACAAAGAUUGACGAGGAAUCUAGGAUAUACGAAACUAAGUUGAAAUGGAAUAACUUACCUCACAAGAGAGUCAAUGUAUUGUGUUCAGCUACCAUGCAAGGAAAUGUCAAGAAAUUAGGUGGUAUCGUGUUGAACAAUGCAGAAAUGAUCAAUAUUGAAAGAGAUGGACCUGUAGGUACUACAGAGUUUAACACUGACUAUGAAAAACCAAUAACUGGGGAUGAUGGUGAAGAAAUAGACAUUCAAGCUAUGCAUGCUCCAGAUCAGUUGAUUCAAAAGGUCGUAGUCGUACCUCCCAAAUUAAGGCUUGUUACAUUAUCUGCUCUUUUGAAGCGUAUAGUCAAAACUGAAAAUUCUGACUUAAAUACCCGUACGAUUGUCUUUUUUUCGUGUUCAGAUUCUGUUGAUUUCCACUUUGACACAUUUACCAGAGGGGGACGUCAAUUCAAAAAGAUUAGAAACCAAGAAACCGAUAAAUAUGAUGUUGAAAUGAUUCCGUAUGACAAGGAUGAUGCAGAAAGAGAUGAAACUGCAAGUGUAUUGACGGCCCCAAUUUUGGGAAGUAAUAAUGUCAUUAUUCAUAAGCUCCAUGGUUCUUUAUCUCAACAGAUUCGUACUUCUACCUUACAAUCCUUUGUAAAGGGUAAGUUUCCAAACGGUAGAGAAGAAAGUGCUGACGCUGUUGUCAGCAAGCACUCAAUUUUGUUCUGUACCGAUGUUGCAUCUAGAGGUUUGGAUUUGCCUAGUAUUUCACAAGUUAUUGAAUUUGAUCCUCCAUUCACUAUUGAAGAUCAUUUGCACAGAAUUGGUAGAACUGCCCGUGUGGGCCGUGAAGGUGAAGCCACUUUAUUCUUACUUCCAGGAAACGAAGAAGCGUACGUAGAAGGAAAGCUUACGAUCGUACACCCGAAGAGCAGCAACUUGAGAAUUAUAGGUUAUGAAAACAUCUUGAAGGAAGGCUUUUCUGAUACAUCCUCGUCCGCAAGUACUGCAAAGAAGGAUCCCAAGCACAAGGAUGGUAAGUGGGAUGUACACGCCACGACAUGGCAUUUAGAUGUAGAAAGAUGGUUGCUUGAAGAUCAGUCAGCACAUGACCUUGCGGUCCAAGCUUUCACUUCUCAUAUCCGUGCUUAUGCUACACAUUUGUCUACCGAGAGACAAUUUUUCAAUAUCAAACUUUUGCACUUGGGUCAUUUAGCCAAAAGUUUUGGUCUUAGAGAAACGCCAAAGAAAUUAGGAAAAUCUGUCGGAACAAAUACUACAAUCCAAGAGGGUAUUCAACCUAGAAGAAAGAAUGAAGAUCCAAGAAAGAAGAUGUUAAGAAUGGCUAAAAUGGCUGUUAAUUCAAAUAGUGAUGAAUUUAACUAUUAA
Messenger RNA from Dujonia railenensis, 2346 nucleotides. Lineage: Eukaryota; Fungi; Ascomycota; Pichiomycetes; Serinales; Debaryomycetaceae. The record is from the annotation of a GenBank genome assembly.